AUGCCAGUCUCUCAUGGGCUGGGCUCAGAAGAUAUUCUGGUCGAAGUUAAAGUUGUCGGCAUGAAUUUAAGUACAGGAGUAAUCACCGAGAAGUCUUUCAUUGGCCGAGGUCUUGGAUAUGAAGGGAGUGGACUUAUCCUGGAAGUUGGAACGGCAGUGAACAAACUUUCACCUGGUGAUCGAGUUAUUAUGAGCUCAAGCGGAUCUCUAACUACCACCCAGAAGCUUGAUCAGCGUCUCUGUGUCAAGAUACUGAACUCCCUGAGCUAUGAAGAGGGUGCUACGAUGUCGGUAGUCUACUGCACUGCGAUCCACUGUCUCCUCGAUAUCGGUGGCUUGCGCAAGGGGAAAUUGGUUCUCAUUCAUUCCGCAAGUGGAGGUGUUGGUAUGGCAGCUCUUUAUAUUGCGCGGAUGGUUGGCGCAGAGAUUUAUGCUACCGUUGGAAGUGAAGAGAAACUUCAGGCUCUCAUGAGUGUGUCAAAUAUUCCGUGUAAUCGCAUCUUCAAUUCUCGUACUAAAGAGUUCCUUCCGCGUCUGAUGGAAGAAACCAAUGGUGUCGGAGUUGAUGUGGUGCUGAACUCCCUUUCGGCGACUUUGUUGGUCAAGGUUUUGCUUGAUAGGCAACGCUUUGAGCCGAACAGGAGCUUUGUCGGAUUCGAUCAUGUUUUUUUUUAUGAAAAGAGACCAAAGAGAAUUGAAAGCAUCAUGGCUCGUGCGAUGGACUAUUACAAGGCUGGUUUCAUCCACCCCAUCACGCCGACCAGGACGUUUGAGGCUGUCUCAAUUGUUGACGCGAUUCUUCAUAUGCUGCGGGGCCGGCAUAUGGGUAAGAUUGUUAUUAACAUGCCAGCAAACAGUGCAGAUCUUCCAGCCGAGCCCUCUCGGCAAGAAUAA
Molecule: messenger RNA, 894 nt
Organism: Penicillium cinerascens
Lineage: Eukaryota; Fungi; Ascomycota; Eurotiomycetes; Eurotiales; Aspergillaceae
Exons: 5
Coding region: 1-894 (297 amino acids)
Molecular function (GO): oxidoreductase activity
Source: RefSeq, a predicted model, not a curated record